ACUACGCGUCGCGUGUCAGACGGGUCCGCGGGAGGGCGGCUCGCGUGCAGUUUACCCCACUUCGCGUGCUUGUCACCUCGCCUCACUGCAUCUCGUCAUUUCGUCGUUUCGUCUUUGCGUUGUCCAGCCUGGUGCCUUCAGCCUGGCGGUCAACGAAACGACAGCCACAGCAAAAUAUUAAUUCAUUCAAAACAUCGCGAUCAAUACAAAUUUUGGUGAAGCCCAUAUUUUCUAGCGUAUCGCGUCGACCAGCGUCGUACGCAUACAUCAUCCAGCCAGUCCAAAGAUCUCACUGAAGCCAUUCAAACGAUGUCCGCACCUAGAGGUGGGGGUGAAAGAGGUCGAGGGGGUUCCCGAGGUGACCGCGGAGGCGGCCGUGGAGGUGGAAGAGGUGAGUUCGGAGGUCGAGGAAGAGGAGAUGGUGGGUUUCGUGGAGACAGAGGAGGUGGAUUCCGUGGAGAUAGAGGAGGCGGAUUCCGUGGAGACAGAGGUGGUGGUUUUCGAGGCGACCGAGGUGGCGGCUUUCGGGGCGAUAGAGGCGGAGGUCGUGGUGGUGGUGGAAGAGGCGCGCCGGUAGAGAACCAGGUUUUUCCCAAUGCUGAACCUCUAAACCCGAAGGUCGCGAAGACUGAAGAUGCUAUGCAUCCGGCUGGGAAGAAGGUGCUCGACCUGAGUACUUUGAAGUUGUCGGAAGGCAAUCCAACUAGGCCCGGAUACGGCACUAAAGGCAUAAAGGUGGAGCUCACUGCCAACUAUGUCGAGUUGCUGCCACCAUCGAAUAUGGUCUUGCACCGGUACGACGUCGACGUCCAACCCGAAGUCGCUGGUAGGAAGCGUCAUAGGGCACUGGAGCUCUUGCUCGAAUCUCCUGAGAUGACUCCUCACAAAGGCAAUAUUGCGACUGAUUUCCGUCAAACACUUGUCUCCAAGACAAAGUUCAAGCAUGAUGAAGACAUCAUCGAGAUCCAGCACCGCUCUGAAGGCGAAGACGACCCAGCUCCCAACGCUACCGUAUACAAAGUUAGAAUCAAGUUCGUCAGGACUCACAGUAUCGGCGAACUGGUGAACUGGAUGAACUCAACCAACCUUGGUCAAGAUUUUGGUGGCAAGCAAGAAUUGACCCAAGCGCUGAACAUUUUCUUGAACCAUCAUGUCAAGUCCGCAAACAACCUCGCCACGAUCGGUUCAUCAAAGAGCUUCUCCUUAAACCAGAAUGCGACAAGAGGUGAUCUAGGUUAUGGCUUGGAAGUCAUUCGUGGCUUCUUCUCCAGUGUGCGCGUCGCGACUUGUCGCAUCCUGGUCAAUAUUAACGUCAGUCACGGAGCCUUUUACCAAGCCAGUCCUUUACCAGCGCUCAUGGACAGCUACGGCACCCGAAACACUCGCGCUCUAGAGAAGUUCCUCAAGAUGGUUCGCGUCCAGACAACUCAUCUCCCUGAGAAACGUAACAAAGCUGGUCAGGUCAUUCCGCGUAUUAAGACUAUCUUUGGACUUGCUAGGACGGACGAUGGGCACAAGAUGGGUAAGAGACCACGCAUCAAGGGGCAUGGUGUAGGUGCCAAGGAUAUUGAAUUCUGGCUUGAUGGUGAUGCAAGCUCUUCUGGUGCACCCAAAGCAGAAGCAGGCGCCUCAAAGGGUAAGGGUAAAGGGAAGGCUCAGCCUAAGGGUCCAGCACCUUCUGGAUCGGGCAGAUAUAUCACUGUGUUUGACUUCUUCAAGACGACAUACAACAUCACCCUCAAACGCCCUGAGCUUCCCGUAGUCAAUUGUGGCAGUCGGGAAAACCCGAUGUUUCUGCCUGCAGAGGUCUGCGUUGUCGUUCCAGGUCAGCCAUCCAAGGCGAAGCUUGAUUCACGCCAGACACAGGCGAUGAUCGGCUACGCUGUACGCAAGCCGUGGGAGAACGCAAAAUUCAUUCUCAACGAAGGUGUAUCGACCGUUGGUUUGGACGAGAAUACCAACGUCCUGCUGCGUUCUUUCGGACUCACGAUCACUCCCGGUCUCCUCAAAGUUCCUGGACGCGUUCUCAACGGCCCAAAGGUUAUCUACAAGAACAACAAGACUGCCGAUCCACGUUUCGGCAGUUGGAACAUGAUCAACAUCAAAUUCAAUACCGGUGCUAAUCUAGCGAAAUGGUCAACCGUCAUGAUUUCUCUACAGAACAAACGUGACUCCUUCGACCUCGAUGGCCUGGGUAUGGUCAUGCAAGAGUUUCAUCAAGGAUUGCUCAAGAUCGGUGUCAAUGCUCAGCCGCCACUUCCCGCGCAGCCUCUUCUGCUUAGGGACCCAGACGACGCUUCUCUUGGUCCAUUCCUCAAGAGAGCGGCCGGUGCUCUAGAUCUCCUGUUCAUUGUGUUGCCAGAGGCUAACAUACCUUUGUACAAGCGCAUCAAGACGCUUGCAGACAAAGACUAUGGUCUUCAUACUAUCUGUUCUGUGGGCUCCAAGCUGGCGAAGGAUCGCGGUCGCGAUCAGUACAUUGCUAAUGUCGCUCUGAAAUUCAAUUUGAAGCUUGGAGGUAUCAACCAGACCGUCGAGAACAAGAACUUGGGUAUUAUUGAUCAGAACAAGACUAUGGUGGUCGGCAUCGACGUCACUCAUCCCUCGCCUGGCUCGGCUUCUAAUGCGCCAUCUGUCUCGGCAAUGGUCGCGUCCGUCGACAGGUUCCUCGGUCAAUGGCCCGCUACGCUUCGUAUCCAGCGCGGAAGACAAGAGAACGUCGAUGACCUUGCUGAGAUGUUGAAAUCCCGUCUCAACCUAUGGAAAACUAAGGGCAAGCAUCCGGCAUUUCCGGAGAAUAUCCUGAUCUACCGCGAUGGAGUAUCAGAAGGACAGUACGAUAUGGUUCUCUCACAGGAGCUUCCGCAAUUGCGGAAGGCAUGCGAGGCGGUCUAUUCAGCACCCGACACCAAGAAAGGACUUCCACGCUUCACCAUUGUCAUCUGCGGUAAGCGACACAAGACACGGUUCUACCCCACCAAGCUGGAAGAUUGCGAUCGCUCUGGCAACACAAAGCCUGGUACCGUCGUUGAUCGAGGUGUGACUGAAGCCCACAACUGGGAUUUCUUCCUCCAGGCACACGCUGCACUUCAGGGAACGGCUCGUCCUUGUCAUUACUACAUCGUACAUGAUGAGAUCUUCCGCCAAAUCUAUGCGAAGCAGAUUCCGCCGCAAUUUGGCAACAUCGCCGAUAUUGUCGAAGACCUCACGCAUAACAUGUGUUACUUGUUCGGUCGUGCGACUAAAGCUGUGAGCCUCUGCCCACCAGCUUACUAUGCUGACCUGGCUUGUGAACGUGCUCGUUGCUAUCUGGCGAAUUUGUUCGAUACGCCGACGCCGAGUGCAGCACCUUCUAUGGCUGGAACUGAGGCGGCUGGGGGCGCGGGGCAGGAUCCGACUGCGGCUGAUGUACAAAUCCACCCCAGGAUCAGGGAUACCAUGUUCUACAUCUAGGUAACGAACUCGUGGUCGUGCCACGUUACGCAAGAAACAGUAAAGCUGUUUCAAACUCUAAUCAUUCGCUUUAUAUCAUUAGACUGAACACAUCAUUGCCAUACGGAAGAAAGCCUUCAACUGGCGGGUUGUACAGAAAACAGGUAGAAGACCUGAAGAAGGAGAGAAGUGGUAGUUGGGUAAGAGAAGAUAUUGGGAAACAAAUUGAGAGGGC
Molecule: messenger RNA, 3667 nt
Organism: Alternaria alternata
Lineage: Eukaryota; Fungi; Ascomycota; Dothideomycetes; Pleosporales; Pleosporaceae
Product: Piwi-domain-containing protein
Exons: 4
Coding region: 310-3453 (1047 amino acids)
Molecular function (GO): RNA binding; protein binding
Source: RefSeq, a predicted model, not a curated record